CGCAAGAACUUUACAUUGUUCUGUUGUUCGACAUCUCACAACCCAUCUACCCUGCAACCCAAACCAUCACCCACCAUGGACCAACCCAGACUCAAAACCACAAUCGCCGUCAUUGGCUGCGGCGACGUCGGCGCCACACUCGCCUAUACCCUCAUCCUCCAAUCCAUCUGCACCGAAGUCCUCCUCGUCGACCCCAAAACGUCCCUCCUCGACGGCCAAGUGCGCGACCUGAGCGACGCGACCUCGCGCAGCACCAAAGUGCGCUCUGGCACGCACCAGGAAGCCGGGCAAGCCGACAUCGUCGUCAUCACCGCGGGCGCGAAGCAAAAGACGGGAGAAUCGCGACUGUCGCUACUCACGCGCAACCUGAAUAUUCUGAGCAACGGUGCUGCUGUUGGUUGCGAACCCGGUGGAUAUCUUGGUGUAUUUUGCGAGGAUGAUGAGUGGGUUGCCGGAGAAUCAGGUGUUGGGUACGGGGACGAGUUUGGAUUCGGCGAGGUUGAGGGGGGUUUUGGCGGGGAAGGCGGGGAUGAGUUCAAAGAGGAGGUUGCGAUGAAGACGCGUGGAGCAGCUGGUGCUAUCAUAGCUGCUAAAGGCUGUACGUCUUAUGGCAUCGGCAACGUUGCGGCGAGCAUUUGCAGACACAUCCUAUUCGACUCGCGGACAGUGCGCCCAUUGUCAUUCUUCCAACCCGAGCUCGGCUGCUGUCUUUCAAUGCCGGCUGUGUUAGGUCGCAGGGGUAUUCUCAAGGCAAUGCCAAUCGAGCUGGAUGCAAGCGAGAAGCAGGAGUUGGAAACGUGUGCGAGAGGUCUGAGGGCAGUUAUUGAGGGCGCGGAGAAAGAGCUUAGUGCAGACAAGGAGCUGAAGAAGGCCCUGGAGAUGGACAAGGGCACAUGA
Messenger RNA from Parastagonospora nodorum SN15, 897 nucleotides. RefSeq lists its product as hypothetical. Bases 76 to 897 code for a protein of 273 amino acids. Lineage: Eukaryota; Fungi; Ascomycota; Dothideomycetes; Pleosporales; Phaeosphaeriaceae. Gene Ontology annotation, biological process: carboxylic acid metabolic process. The transcript is spliced from 3 exons. The record is from RefSeq and is a predicted model, not a curated record. Gene Ontology annotation, molecular function: oxidoreductase activity, acting on the CH-OH group of donors, NAD or NADP as acceptor.